CUCUCUCUUUCUCUCUCUGGGGUGGAGUUGAUUCUGCAAACCAAAAGGAGAAAAGAAGAAGAGCCUAAAACCCUGUACUCUUGACCCUACGAAGUUCAAAACCCCUAUCCUCAAAUGCCGAAACAAGAACACAUUUUACCCCUUGGCCUCUUCCUCUCCCUGAGUAUUCUAACGCUUGCUUCCCUUGUAAACACCAAAUCAACGAUCGAACCAUGUUCCAACUCCAAUUACUGCAACGCCCUUGUGGGUUACACUCUCUAUACAGACCUCAAAGUCUCUGAAGUUGCUGCUCUCUUCCAAAUAGACCCCAUUGCUCUUCUUACCGCUAAUGCCAUUGACAUCUCCUACCCAGACGUCGAAAACCACAUCCUCCCAGCUCGCUUGUUCCUUAAAGUCCCAAUCACUUGCUCUUGCUCUGAUGGUAUCCGUAAAUCUGUUGCUACACGAUACAAGACUCGCCCUUCUGAUACUCUCGCUGGCAUUGCCGAUAAUGUCUACUCUGGCCUUGUUUCUGCUGAUCAGAUUAGAGAGGCAAACUCGAUUUCUGAUCCUAGUGUGCUCGAUGUUGGGCAAACGCUACUUGUUCCUCUCCCCUGUACUUGCUUCAAUAAUACCGAUAACUUCCUUCCUGCGAUCUAUCUGUCUUAUGUGGUGAGACCCGUGGAUACAUUGACAGGAAUCGCUGCUCAAUAUGCUACUACAAUCACGGAUCUUAUGAAUGUGAAUGCCUUGGGGAGCCCUUCAAUUAAGGCUGGUGACAUUCUUGCUGUUCCUAUACCUGCCUGUGCAUCCAAUUUUGUGAAAUAUGCAUCGGAUUUUGGCUUGAUCGUGCCAAAUGGGAGCUAUGCCAUUACGGCAAGUCACUGUGUGCAAUGCAGUUGCGGGCUUGGGAAUCUAAAUUUAUACUGUACACCAGCUUCUUUGGCAGCUUCUUGUUCAAGUAUGCAAUGCAGAAAUAGUGUAUUCACGCUUGGGAACAUUACAGAACAAUCCGGCAGUGCUGGUUGCAAGGUUACAUCAUGUGCUUAUGAUGGCUUUGUGAAUGGCACCAUUUGGACAACGUUGUCGACGUCCCUUCAACCACAAUGCCCAGGGCCACACCAAUUUCCUCUGCUAUCAGCCCCGCCCUCUGGUACGAUCGUAAAUUCUUUAUCGGCUCCAGUGCCUGCACCUUCUCAACCAGGUGGUGUAGUCCCAACAACACCCAAGUCUUCAAUUGUGCCAGUAACUGGGUUGCUUCCUAGUUCAUCUCCAGCCAAUGGUCCUAUUGGAAGUACCUCUGAUGCUUCUCUCUUGGCAAGUCCUUUAUCUAGUUUUGCAAGGGCAACAAUUUUUUGUCUAUUUAUCAAAUUGAUGGUGUCAAUGGCACUGUAAUCGUUUCUUGCUGAGCGCAUGGCUGGAUGGUGGGAUUUUUCUUGGCAGUUGCUUUAUAUCUGGUUGGGCCUACUUCUUGUUGUAUUUACCUUUUCCAUUUUUUUUGUCUAAAUGUAUUGACAGGCUAAUUUUUCUGGAUGUAUCUUCGGAACAAGGAAUUUUGUACUUAUGCUCUGCUAGCAUUUUGUUAUCGGUGAAUGCUUU
Messenger RNA from Telopea speciosissima, 1578 nucleotides. Its product is annotated as lysM domain-containing GPI-anchored protein 1-like. The transcript has 5 exons. NCBI's taxonomy places the organism in Eukaryota, Viridiplantae, Streptophyta, Magnoliopsida, Proteales, Proteaceae. The coding region runs from base 115 to 1374 and encodes 419 amino acids. The record is from RefSeq and is a predicted model, not a curated record.